CUGACACCCGUCAGGUAACAGGGGACUUCAGUCUGAAGUAACUGAUAAACAAGUGUGAAGCAUGAAAAUCAACUCUGCUAUUCAGGCUGCUAUUGACCUCACAGCAGGAGCUGCAGGUGGGACAGCAUGUGUGGUGACUGGCCAGCCCUUCGACACCGCCAAGGUGAAGAUGCAGACGUUCCCUGACAUGUAUAAAGGAGUUGUGGACUGCUUUGUGAAAACCUACAAGCAGGUGGGGUUCCGAGGCUUCUACAAGGGGACCACGCCGGCCCUCGUCGCCAACAUCGCCGAGAACUCCGUCCUCUUCAUGUGCUAUGGCUUCUGCCAGCAGAUUGUCAGGAGAAUUGUUGGAGUGGACAGGAAAACCAAGCUCAGUGACCUACAGAACGCUGCCGCCGGCUCCUUCGCCUCCGCCUUUGCCACCCUGGUGCUGUGCCCCACCGAGCUGGUGAAGUGCCGCCUGCAGGCCAUGCAUGAAAUGCAGCUGUCAGGGAAGAUAACCCACGGGCACAACACAGUUUGGUCAGUAGUGAAGGGUGUGAUUCAAAAGGAUGGUCCCCUUGGAUUUUACCGUGGCCUGUCGAGCACUCUGCUGCGGGAGGUCCCAGGCUAUUUCUUCUUCUUCGGAGGGUAUGAACUGAGCCGCACCUUCUUUGCUUCUGGGAGACCAAAAGAUGAACUGGGUCCCAUUCCUUUGCUGCUCAGCGGAGGUUUUGGAGGCAGCUGUCUGUGGAUUGCUGUGUAUCCUGUGGACUGUGUCAAGUCUAGAAUUCAGGUUCUUUCCAUGGCUGGAAAACAGACAGGCUUUAUGGGAACGUUUGUAACUGUGGUGAGAACGGAAGGGGUGCUGGCCCUGUACUCUGGGCUGAAGCCCACCAUGAUCCGUGCGUUCGUGGCCAACGGGGCGCUGUUCCUGGCCUACGAGUACAGCCGCAAGCUCAUCAUGAGGCACGUGGACUCCUACUGA
Merops nubicus (carmine bee-eater) is the source of this 967-nucleotide messenger RNA. RefSeq names its product mitochondrial ornithine transporter 1-like. The transcript has 6 exons. The record is from RefSeq and is a predicted model, not a curated record. Gene Ontology annotation, molecular function: L-ornithine transmembrane transporter activity. Bases 62 to 967 code for a protein of 301 amino acids. Gene Ontology annotation, biological process: mitochondrial L-ornithine transmembrane transport. Lineage: Eukaryota; Metazoa; Chordata; Aves; Coraciiformes; Meropidae.